AUGAUUCUUUCCCUCCCGGACCCGCCCGCACUUUCCGAGGUCGGAGCCGGAGAGGCUCAGCCGCUUGCCCUUAGGGCGAGCUCACACCCGCGGGCGCCGCCUCGACCAGGGUUUUAUCUUCUCGGUACGCGCGGGAAGCCAGGCCUCGGCCCCGGGGGCGGGAAGCGGGCGGGCGCCUCUCCCCGGCCCCGCAGCCGCUCCCGACACGGCGGCCGUGUCGUCCCCCGGGGCCGGGCCGGGCGCGGCGCGCUCGCUCACCAUGGUGCAGCGCCGCUCUCGCUAGCGGGACGCGUCCUGCUCCAUAGCUCCCGCCUUCGCGCCAACCGCCGCGGAACGGCGCCACGCGUGAUGAGGCUGUACCUCGAAUCCUGUGUUCAUUUCUGGGCCCCUCAUUACAAGGAAGACGUUGAGGCCCUGGAGCGCGUCCGGAAAAGAGCGACAGAGCUGGUGAAGGGGCUGGAGAACAAGUCUUAUGAGGAGCGGCUGGAGAAGAGGAGGCUGAGGGGAGGCCUUAUUGCUCUCUACAACUACCUGAAAGGAGGUUGUAGUGAGGUGGAUGCUGGUCUCUUCUUCCAAGUGACGGGACAGGACAAGGGGGAAUGGCCUCAAGCUGCAACAGGGGAGGUUCAGGCUGAACAUUUGGAAAAUAUUUUUCCCAGAAAGGGUCAUUGGGCACUGGCAGAGGCUGCCCGGGGAGGUGGUUGAGUCCCCAUCCCUGGAGGUGUUUAAAAGAUGGGUAGACGAGGUGCUCAUGGACAUAGUUUAGUGGCAGAUAGGAAUGGUUGACUGGAUGAUCCAAGAGGUCUUUUCCAACCUAGUGAUUUUAUGAUUCUAUGAGUCUCUCGUUUGUCCCUUGCAGAAUGAAGUAUAUGGAAGAUUAAUUGAGACUAAGGUAAAGCAUGAAGCAGGUACCAAGGAUAUUAUAAAAAAACAUUAAUUAAAAGACUAGGUGUUCUGAACUAGGCACACAGGGUAAUGAAUCUUGAAUGUGUGAGAAGGCCACCCUGGAAAAAAAGCACCCGGGAAUAAGUGAGUUGGAGAUAUGAUUGAAAACAGUCACGAGAGUGUGGAACAGACAAAACAAAAAACAUCCUGUUGUCUCUUUAAUUCGGGAACCAAAAAGCUGUAGAAAGAUCUGCCGGAAUGAGAGAAGCCAGUGUGAUUUUCUUAAUUUUACUCCUGUAUGCCAUGCUGAUUAAAAGAAUAUGCUUAGAGAAAACAAUGAGGUCUGCGUCUCCUUCAUCGCCACAGAUAGGUACAGUUGCACCUGGUCAUCUCAAAGGUCUUUUCCAACGUAGGGAUUCUGUGAUCC
Cuculus canorus (common cuckoo) is the source of this 1312-nucleotide messenger RNA. RefSeq lists its product as uncharacterized. Lineage: Eukaryota; Metazoa; Chordata; Aves; Cuculiformes; Cuculidae. The record is from RefSeq and is a predicted model, not a curated record. Bases 1 to 705 code for a protein of 234 amino acids. The transcript is spliced from 2 exons.